Messenger RNA from Morus notabilis, 2365 nucleotides. Its product is annotated as probable indole-3-acetic acid-amido synthetase GH3.1. Bases 75 to 1874 code for a protein of 599 amino acids. The transcript has 3 exons. Gene Ontology annotation, cellular component: cytoplasm. Lineage: Eukaryota; Viridiplantae; Streptophyta; Magnoliopsida; Rosales; Moraceae. The record is from RefSeq and is a predicted model, not a curated record. Gene Ontology annotation, molecular function: acid-amino acid ligase activity.
UAUACUACAACCUCUCAUAAUAAGCUUGUUCUUAAUUUCUCUUGAUCUUAUAAGUCAUUUCUGAUUCUUUGAUCAUGGCCAUUGAUUCGGUGACUUCUUCUCCCUUGGGCCCACCGGCGUGUGAGAAGGACGCCAAGGCGCUUCAGUUCAUAGAGGAGAUGACCCGGAACACCGAUGCGGUUCAGGAGCGAGUUCUGGGCGAGAUACUGAGUCGAAACUCGGAGACUGAGUACCUCCAGCGGUUCGGACUCGAAGGCGCCACCGACAGCGACUCGUUCAAGUCGAAGGUUCCGGUCGUGACGUACGAGGAUCUCCUGCCGGAGAUCCAGCGCAUCGCCAAUGGCGACCGCUCUAAGAUCUUGUGCUCCCAACCCAUCUCUGAGUUUCUCACCAGUUCUGGGACUUCUGCUGGAGAGAGGAAACUGAUGCCGACAAUUCAUGAGGAGUUAGACCGUCGAACGCUUUUGUACAGCCUUCUCAUGCCUGUUAUGAACCUCUAUGUGCCAGGGUUAGACAAAGGAAAGGGUCUCUACUUCCUGUUUGUGAAGGCUGAAUCAAAGACACCAGGAGGUCUAUUGGCCCGUCCGGUGUUGACGAGCUACUACAAGAGUGAGCACUUCAAGAAGAGGCCGUACGACCCUUACAACGUCUACACAAGCCCAGACGAGGCCAUUCUCUCCUCCGACUCCUUCCAGAGCAUGUACACCCAAAUGCUCUGCGGCCUCAUCAUGCGCCACGAGGUCCUCCGCGUCGGCGCAAUCUUCGCCUCCGGCCUCCUCCGCGCCAUCCGCUUUCUCCAGCUCAACUGGCGCCUCCUCGCCGACGACAUCGCCACCGGAACCCUAAACCCUAGGAUCACCGACCCCUCUAUCAAGCAAUGCAUGGCGGGGAUUCUCAAACCCGACCCCGCCCUCGCCGCCUUCAUGACCGCCGAGUGCGCAGGUGAGAACUGGGAGGGGAUAAUAACAAGAAUUUGGCCUAACACCAAGUAUCUCGAAGUGAUUGUCACCGGUGCAAUGGCUCAGUAUAUUCCCACGUUGGAUUACUACAGUAAUGGCCUUCCUAAGGCUUGCACUAUGUACGCUUCUUCCGAGUGUUAUUUCGGACUUAACUUGAAACCAAUGUGUGAUCCUUCGGAAGUUUCCUACACCAUUAUGCCGAACAUGGCCUUCUUUGAGUUCAUGCCACAUGACGACCAUUCAUCUCCUCCUCUGAGCCGCGACAACCCGCCGAGUCUCGUCGAUAUGGCCGACGUCGAGGUCGGAAAGGAAUACGAGCUCGUCAUCACCACCUACGCGGGGCUCUGCCGCUACCGGGUCGGCGACAUCCUCCAAGUCACCGGAUUCCACAACUCCGCGCCUCAAUUCCGCUUUGUCCGGAGGAAGAACGUCCUUCUCAGCAUCGAUUCGGACAAGACCGAUGAAGCCGAACUCCAAACGGCAAUCCAAAACGCGUCGGUUCUUCUCAAGGAGUUCAACACUAGUGUCGUUGAGUACACCAGCUUCGCCGACACCAAAACCAUCCCGGGACACUACGUGAUCUACUGGGAACUCCUCGCGAAGGACUCGGCGAACUCGCCGAGUCACGAGGUGCUGAACCAGUGCUGCUUAGCCAUGGAGGAGUCCUUAAACUCGGUGUACCGACAGGGCCGAGUAGCCGACAACUCGAUCGGAGCGCUCGAGAUAAAGGUUGUGAAAAGCGGUACGUUUGAGGAGCUCAUGGACUACGCCAUCUCCAGAGGCGCGUCGAUUAACCAGUACAAGGUUCCGAGGUGCGUGAACUACACUCCCAUCGUCGAGCUUCUCGAUUCUCGGGCAGUCUCGGUGCACUUUAGCCCUGCUCUCCCGCAAUGGACGCCGGAACGACGUCGUUAAAGAUGAAGAUGAUGAUGAUGACGUGCAUGCAACAUCAAUAAGAAGCAAAAAAAGGAAAAAAACAAAAAAACAAAAAAAGAUGAUUAAUAUAUAUAUAUAUAUAAAUUCUAGUCUAGCUUUUAAAAGUGUCUUUAUUUUACUUUGGAGGGUUUCUUUUUUGAAAAUUUGAAGCGUCUCUGUGUCCGUGUAAUAAUUUCAAGUAAUAUCCGCUGUGGAGCAUAUGAUAAUGUAAUUGUCACUAGUAUCUUGUAGUUUAUGUGUCUUGUGUUUGUGUGUUGUGUCGAUGGAAUCGUCGUCUUUUGCCCUUUCAGCUUUUCUAAAAAGUUGAGGAAAAGAGGUUCCAAAAAGUGAUAUAUAUAUAUAUAUAUAGCCAUCAACUACUGUUUGAUUCGGGAUCUGGAUCGGGUCUUUAUAUAUAUUUUAAGUGGCAAAACUUGUAAAUUCUAUGAUGCUUUCCAAGAGUGUAAUAAUAUUGUUUGUUUAAAGAUAUA